This is a messenger RNA of Pogoniulus pusillus (Red-fronted tinkerbird), 5499 nucleotides long. RefSeq names its product pyruvate dehydrogenase phosphatase regulatory subunit (gene PDPR). The record is from RefSeq and is a predicted model, not a curated record. The transcript has 18 exons. Bases 766 to 3408 code for a protein of 880 amino acids. Lineage: Eukaryota; Metazoa; Chordata; Aves; Piciformes; Lybiidae. Gene Ontology annotation, molecular function: oxidoreductase activity; protein binding. Gene Ontology annotation, cellular component: mitochondrion; mitochondrial matrix; cytoplasm.
GCCGCCGCCGUUCCCGCUCCCCGCCGCCGCCGCCGUCACCUCCCAGCCCUGCCGCUGCUUCCUGAGCCCACCUGCCAGCCUGCUGGUCCCACAGACCCCUCCUGUUACCUAGCCUCUUCCCCCGCCGCCCCGGGGUCGCGGCUCCGGUGGACGCGAGCAGGCCGAGGAGGCGGCGGCGGCGGCGUCCCCCUCCAUGCCCGGGAUGGUCAGCGGGGUUCUGCUCCUGCCCGGCCGCUCCCGUCCUGGCAGCCUUUCCCCUUCAGGCUGCGGCUCCCCAGCCCUGUCGGUCAAGGCCUGACCACUCGACUAACGAAGCCUCCUGCGUUAAGCCCAAAGCUUUCGGGGCGCGUUCGGUCUCCUCCGCCUCCUUCCCACCCACCUGUUGAUGCGAGAAGGUUCUCACCCUUCUCCUCUCGCCUUCCUCAGGCUCUCCGCUGCUUUUCGCUCGGGUCGAGCUGACCUCAGAGGCAGAGCUGUAACGCUGCGUACCCGCGGCACGGGCUGAGGUUAACCCUUGCCAGCCAGCUCCCUUGUUUCGGCACCGCACAACCGCUGCUUGUUUACUCCUCUGCUCGCCCGACCCGCCAAGGCCGUGUGAUGCCCUCGGCUGCCAACUCGUCUGUAACAAGAGAAGUGCUAACGUGAUUCUCCUCUGGUGUUUUUUUCCCCCCCUCCCUUCCUAGAAGGAGUGGUGCUGGCUUCAGCCCGAGCACAUCUAGGCGGUGGUGGUGGUGCUUGAAGGGAAGCUGCCAGAGCCCUGCCGGGAUGUUCCUGCGCUUGCUGUCGGAUGUGCGGUGGCGAGCGGCUAACCCGAGAUGGAGAGGAGCCUGCUGCCCCUGCAGGAGCACUUCCAACGCAGCAGAACCUCACCCACUUGCCUUGCCAGCGCGGGCACAGGUGGUCAUCUGUGGUGGAGGAAUCAUGGGCACCUCCGUGGCCUAUCACCUCUCCAAGAUGGGUUGGAAGGACAUAGUCUUACUUGAGCAGGGCAGGUUGGCUGCUGGCACCACUCGCUUCUGCGCCGGCAUCGUGAGCAUGGCCCGCCCUGUGUCCAUCGAGCUGAAGAUGGCAGACUACUCAAACAAGCUCUACCAGCAGCUGGAACAGGAGACAGGAGUGAACACAGGGUACGUGAAGACAGGCUCCAUCUCCCUGGCUCAGACCCAGGACCGCCUCAUCUCCCUGAAGCGCAUCGCCUCGUCGCUCAAAGUCAUGGGCAUCCCUUGUGAAAUCAUCACCCCAAAGCAAGUGGCACAGCUCCACCCCCUGAUCAACAUCCACGACCUGGUGGGGGCCAUGUAUGUGCCAGAAGAUGCGCUGGUGUCAUCGGCCAAUGUGAGUCUCGCUCUGGCAACCGCUGCCUCACGGAAUGGUGUCCAGAUCCACGAGCGGACGAGCGUCAGCCACGUCUCAGUCCAGAAGGGUCAUGUGGCAGCAGUGGAGACUGACAGGGGACAGAUUCAGUGCCAGUACUUUGUCAACUGUGCUGGCCAGUGGGCAUAUGAGUUGGGUCACUCUGUGGAGGAACCAGUCAACAUCCCACUCCAUGCCUGUGAACACUUCUACCUCCUGACUCAUCCCUUGAAGGAACCUCUGGCAAGCAACUUACCAACUGUGGUAGACCCAGAUGGCAGGAUCUACAUCAGGAACUGGCAGGGUGGCAUCCUCUCAGGGGGCUUUGAGAAGAACCCCAAACCUCUCUUCACAGAGGGGCGGAACCAGCUGGAGAUCCACAACCUGCAGGAAGACUGGGAUCAUUUUGAGCCCCUCCUGAGUGCCCUGCUACGUAGGAUGCCCGAGCUGGAGGCCUUGCAGAUCAUGCAGCUGGUGAACUGCCCAGAGUCCUUCACCCCAGACAUGCGCUGCAUCAUGGGGGAGUCGCCAGCCGUGCGUGGCUACUUCGUCCUGGCUGGCAUGAACUCUGCUGGCAUCUCUUAUGGUGGGGGAGCAGGCAAGUACCUGGCAGAGUGGAUGGUGCACGGGUACCCCACAGCAAACGUCUGGCCUCUGGAUCUGAAGCGCUUCGGCAGCCUGCAGAGCAGCCGCACUUUCCUCCGGCACCGCGUGAUGGAAGUGAUGCCCCUCAUGUGUGACCUUAAAGUACCUCGCUGGGACUUCCAGACCGGCAGGCAGCUGCGGACCUCACCGCUCUACGACCGCCUGGACGCGCAGGGAGCUCGCUGGAUGGAGAAGCAUGGAUUUGAGAGAGUCAAGUACUUUGUGCCACCUGGCAAAGAUCUGCUGGAUUUGGAUCAGAGCAAAACCUUCUACAAGCCAGACUGGUUUGAUAUCGUGGGCUCAGAAGUCAAGUGCUGCAAGGAAGCAGUUUGUGUCAUUGACAUGUCCUCUUUCACCAAGUUUGAAAUCAGUUCUACAGGAGACCAGGCCCUGGAAAGCCUACAGUACCUCUUCUCCAAUGACCUGGAUGUGCCAGUUGGGCACGUGGUGCACACUGGCAUGCUCAACGAGAAGGGAGGCUACGAGAACGACUGCAGCAUCGCGCGGCUGAGCAAGCGCAGCUUCUUCAUGAUUUCCCCUACUGACCAACAAGUCCAUUGCUGGGCCUGGCUGAAGAAGCACUUGCCCGAGGACCCUGGCCUGACCAUGGAAGAUGUGACCUGGAAGUACACAGCUCUCAACCUGAUCGGUCCCCGUGCUGUGGAUGUCCUCUCAGAGCUCUCCUAUGCCCCCAUGACUGCAGAACACUUCCCCUCCCUCUUCUGCAAGGAGAUGAGCGUGGGCUACGCCAACGGCAUCCGCGUGAUGAGCAUCACCCACACAGGGGAGCCUGGGUUCGUGCUCUACAUCCCCAUAGAGUAUGCCCUGCACGUGUACAACGAGGUGAUGAACAUGGGCCAGAAGUACGGGAUCCGCAACGCCGGCUACUACGCGCUGCGCAGCCUGCGCAUCGAGAAGUUCUUCGCCUUCUGGGGGCAGGACCUGGAUGCUUUUACCACUCCCAUGGAGUGUGGACGUGAGUUCCAGGUCAAGCUGGACAAGGGCCUGCCUUUCGUGGGGCAGGCAGCACUGCUGGAGCAGAAGCAGCAAGGGGUCUACAAACGCUUCACCAUGUUCAUCCUGGAGGACCACGACACGGACACGGACCUGUGGCCCUGGUGGGGGGAGCCCAUCUACCGCAACGGCCGCUACGCCGGCAGGACCACCAGCAGCGCCUACAGCUACACGCUGGAGCGCCACGUCUGCCUGGGCUUCGUGCAGCACUUCCACCAGCAGACAGGGGAGGAGCUGGUGGUCACCACCGACUUCAUCAACCAGGGAGACUACGAGAUCGACAUCGCCGGGCAGCGCUUCCAGGCCAAGGCUAAGCUCUACCCCUUCAGCUCCCUCUUCGCCCAGCAGCGGCGCCGCAAGGAUGAGGUGGAACUGAGCAGCUACCAGAGGGAGUAGGGAUGGACCUCACCUGCUGCCUAACUGCCCAGCUGGAGUUCUCCAGCUUCCAGUCCUCCUCUCCAGCUUCCAGUCCUCCUCUCCAGCUUCCAGUCCUCCUCUCCACCUUCCAAUCCUCCUCCUCCUCACCUCCAGAGCUUCCUUUCCCUCUCGCCCAGCAGUGGCGCCGCAAGGAUGAGGUGGAACUGAGCAGCUACCAUUGGGAGUAGGGAUGGACCUCACCUGCUGCCUAACUGCCCAGCUGGAGUCCUCCUCUCCAGCGUCCAGUCCUCCUCUCCACCUUCCAAUCCUCCUCCUCCUCACCUCCAGAGCUUCCUUUCCCUCUUCGCCCAGCAGCGGUGCCGCAAGGAUGAGGUGGAACUGAGCGGCUACCAGAGGGAGUAGGGAUGGACCUCACCUGCUUCCUAACUGUCCAGCUGGAGUCCCCUCUCCAGCUUCCAGUCCUCCUCUCCAGCUUCCAGUCCUCCUCUCCAGCUUCCAGUCCUCCUCUCCACCUUCCAGUCCUCCUCUCCAGCUUCCAAUCCUCCUCCUCCUCACCUCCAGAGCUUCCUUUCCCUCUUCGUCCAGCAGCGGCGCCGCAAGGAUGAGGUGGAACUGAGCAGCUACCAGAGGGAGUAGGGAUGGACCUCACCUGCUGCCUAACUGCCCAGCUGGAGUCCUCCUCUCCAGCUUCCAGUCCUCCUCUCCACCUUCCAGUCCUCCUCUCCACCUUCCAAUCCUCCUCCUCCUCACCUCCAGAGCUUCCUUUCCCUCUUUGUCCAGCAGCGGCACCGCAAGGAUGAGGUGGAACUGAGCAGCUACCAGAGGGAGUAGGGAUGGACCUCACCUGCUGCCUAACUGCCCAGCUGGAGUCCUCCUCUCCAGCUUCCAGUCCUCCUCUCCACCUUCCAAUCCUCCUCUCCAGCUUCCAGUCCUCCUUCUCCUCACCCUCAGAGCUUCCUUUCCCUCUUCGCCCAGCAGCGGCGCUGCAAGGAUGAGGUGGAACUGAGCAGCUACCAGAGGGGGUAGGGAUAGAUCUCACCUGCUGCCUAACUGCCCAGCUGGAGUCCUCCUCUCCAGCUUCCAGUCCUCCUCCUCCUCACCCCCAGAGCUUCCUUUCCCUCUUCAUCCAGAAGUGGCGCUGUAAGGAUGAGGUGGAACUGAGCAGCUACCAGAGGGAGUAGGGAUGGACCUCACCUGCUUUCUAACUGCUGAGCUGGAGUCCUCUCCAGCUUCCAGUCCUCCUCUCCACCUUCCAAUCCUCCUCUCCAGCUUCCAGUCCUCCUCCUCCUCACCCUCAGAGCUUCCUUUCCCUGUUCCCUCAGCAGCGGCACCACAAGGAUGAGGUGGAACUGAGUGGCUACCAGAGGGAGCAGGGAUAGACCUCACCUGCUUCCUAGCUGCUGAGCUGGAGUCCUCUCCAUCCUCCAGUCCUCUUCCUCACCCCCAGAGCUUCCUUUUAACCUUUUUUCCAGCGUGUUACCUUUUGUACAUUUUAAACCUUCCCUUUCCCAAGGCCUUCCCCAGCCUCUGUCUCCCUCCCUCCCCCCUUUGCUUGCCAACCUCCCACCGCCACCACGUCCCAGUGGGCAAAGCACGGCGCUGAGAACGCCUCCACAUAUCCAUGGGAGGAGGCCUCUAUAGGAACACAACCCCACCAGUGGUGAAGGGAAGAGUUUGGAUGGAGCCCUGAAGACUUGACUCUUGCUCUCUCCUCUCCAGCACGGCACAGCAGGUACCUGCUGAAGGCUGUGGCUUCACCUUGCUCUCCGCAUGCCACAUCGGCGAUGCCCGCGGCAGUAGGACCAUCAGCUACCUCAUUGGCAUGAGACAGCCUGGUGUGUGAGCAGAGCCAGGAGCCAGGUUUUGGGGUAGAGUUCAGCCUGUGCCUGCCCCACUCUGUUGUCCCUAAAGAGGGAGCAGAGUGGAUUCAGCCCUCAGCUGUCACCGAGGUGUGGGCUUAGCGCUGGUAAGUCUGCUGGGCGGGACUGGAGUGUUUGGAGCGAGGUCACUUAGACACACAAUAGAAUCUCAAGGUGUGGGUUCCACUCUUCUGAAGGAAGAUGAAGGUUUGGGUGGUUCUUAACCAAACUGCUGAUUUCUAACCAGAAA